AUGGUGGUUGGCCUCACCGAAGCGUACAAGAAUGUGGGCACCUACAUCCAGCAAAGUAAGCCUCUUCCAUCAUUCUCCGAAGCUCAGUCAAGUCUGUGCCUUGAGGAAAAGGCGUUGGCUGAAAUGCAUGAUGACUCGCCCUCGGCUAUGAUGGCUAAUUCCCAACGUGAGUUUGAUGACUCCACUCCUAUGGAACAUUCUGGUCGUGCACACCAUCAUAGGGGCAAAAAUAACCACAAAAAUCGUGGCUCUAGCGGCGGGAAAAAUAAUGGCGGUGGUCGUGGUUCUGGCAGCGGCAAUGCACACCGUCGCCAUGGUGGUCGUGACCGGCAGCAGGCCCCCAUGCAGCAGUAG
Lycium barbarum (goji berry) is the source of this 354-nucleotide messenger RNA. RefSeq lists its product as uncharacterized. The coding region runs from base 1 to 354 and encodes 117 amino acids. The record is from RefSeq and is a predicted model, not a curated record. The transcript has a single exon. NCBI's taxonomy places the organism in Eukaryota, Viridiplantae, Streptophyta, Magnoliopsida, Solanales, Solanaceae.